AUGGGGGUUCCGCCCUUGUCAAUCCAAUUGGCGUGGUUAGUUAGCUCUGCAGCCUGCUCCGGUGUGGCUGCUUGGAAGGUUGAGGUGGGAGACAGGGAUCUCGUGAAGCGAAAGCGCCUUGACAGUGUUGAAUAUCGAAUCAUCGCUUGGAAGAGGUCGUGCAGAUACCAUGGUCGAAUAAUCGAUCCCGGCGUGGAGAUCGAUAGAUCGUAUGCCAUGCCUCUUACGGAAAAGCGAGGUGUCUCGGACAGCACAAGGGAACGAGGAAGUUCUGUUGAAUGGCAAAAUGCCAUUCCAGAUCCCAGCUCCCAGCCUGUAGGAACACCAUUUUCAACGGCCAGACAGCAAGGAUUGGCGGUGAUGGCGGAGACACUAAAACAUAUCAAAGAUUUGGCGCCAGUUCACAAGACCAGAAAACUUGGCCAGGAUUGCAAGGUGCCGCAUCAAGUGGCAUAA
Messenger RNA from Paracoccidioides lutzii Pb01, 456 nucleotides. RefSeq lists its product as hypothetical. Bases 1 to 456 code for a protein of 151 amino acids. The record is from RefSeq and is a predicted model, not a curated record. The transcript is spliced from 2 exons.